AUGGGUAAUGAUCAAAAUUUAAGAACUUGCGAACCCAUUCGCGUUGAACUCUGUAGAGGAUUAGGAUAUAAUAUGACGGGAAUGCCAAAUUUAGUGGGUCACGAUCUUCAAGGAGAUGCGGAUUUUACACUACAAACAUUUUCACCCUUGAUUCAAUACGGAUGCAGUGGACAGUUGCAUUUUUUUUUAUGUUCGGUUUACGUACCCAUGUGCACGGAAAAAGUUGCAACUCCUAUCGGACCCUGUAGGGGUUUGUGCGAAUCCGUACGAUCGAGAUGUUUUCCCGUGCUGCAGGGUUUCGGUUUUCCAUGGCCGGCAGCAUUGGACUGUUCAAAAUUUCCGCAAGAGAAUAAUCACGAGCACAUGUGCAUGGAAGGUCCCGGAGAGAAAGAUAUGGAAAUAAAUAACGCUGUUGCUCCGACUCAACCCUCUCCACGGAAUUCUCUCACGUCGAGGAAUAACGUACACGUUGCUCCCUGCGCAAAAUAUUCAAAAUCGAAUCUUUACGUUUACGUUAAUCGAAGUGGUAGAUGUGCGCCGCUCUGCGAUAAGGACGUGCUUUUUACCGCCAACGAUAAAAAACUAGCAGAAGUUUGGCUUUCCGUAUCUGCAGCAUUGUGCUUUCUGUCGUCACUCCUUGCCGUUUUCACAUUCUUAGUCGAUUCCGGAGGCGGACGAUUUCGAUAUCCAGAGCGACCGUUAGUUUUUCUCGCUCUGUGUUAUAACUUAGCCAGUGUCGGAUGGGGAGUUCGUGCCGCAGCUGGAAGAAAUGCAGUUGCCUGUCAUCCAGAUCCGAAUUACACGUCGCAGCUGCUUUUAUCUCAAGACGGCCUUGGAAAUGCAAAUUGCGCUGUCGUAUUUUUGCUGUUGUACUAUUUCGGAAACGCAGCCUCUGUAUGGUGGGUGGUUUUAACCGUGGCUUGGUUUCUCUCAGGAACAAAGAGAUGGGCUCACGAAAGAAUACAACAACAUUCAUCAUUAUUUCAUCUUGCCGGAUGGGGAUUGCCAGCAGUACAAACGAUAGCCGUUUUGGUACUUCGAGACGUGGAUGCUGACGAAUUAACCGGAACGUGCUACGUCGGUAACCAAAGAACUCGUUCGUUGCUAGUCUUCGUAUUGGUACCACAGUUCCUGUAUUUAAUUUUGGGAGCGUCUCUUCUCGCGUGCGGAUUACUCGCACUGUCGAGAAGAAAACCAACAAUCGUCAGAAGAGACAUAAAAAGCAAUAUAAUAGCUGAUAAAAAUGAAGCCGUCAUACUCAGAUUGGGAGUUUUCGGUGUUUUGUACACGAUACCCGCCGUGUGCGUCGUGGCUAGUUUGAUAUACGAAUAUUAUUUUAGAGACGAUUGGUUGUUGUCGACGGAAAGAACGAGGCCUCAACCUAAACCUAGCAUUUGGAUUUUCCUACUUCGGAUAUUCAUGUCCCUCGUCGUCGGCGUCACGUCAAUUAUUUGGGUUUGGUCGCCGAAAGUUAUGAGAGCGUGGAAAAGACUGUUUAGGAGAUUGGGUUCCACGGGACAAUACAAACAAGCUCCCGUUAAAUGUCAACCGACUCUUCAUUAUUAUCCUCCCGCACCGCCCCCUCCGGCUCAAAGACUUUACAAGCACAAACAUAAUCAUUCAUACCGGAAACAGCAAAGGAUGUUACACGGAAACGAAACGUUAACCGCCGUAUGA
Pediculus humanus corporis (human body louse) is the source of this 1677-nucleotide messenger RNA. Its product is annotated as class D atypical G-protein coupled receptor GPRfz3, putative. The record is from RefSeq and is a predicted model, not a curated record. The transcript has 2 exons. Bases 1 to 1677 code for a protein of 558 amino acids. Gene Ontology annotation, biological process: canonical Wnt signaling pathway; non-canonical Wnt signaling pathway. Gene Ontology annotation, molecular function: Wnt receptor activity; Wnt-protein binding. Gene Ontology annotation, cellular component: plasma membrane. NCBI's taxonomy places the organism in Eukaryota, Metazoa, Arthropoda, Insecta, Psocodea, Pediculidae.